This is a messenger RNA of Alnus glutinosa, 1370 nucleotides long. Its product is annotated as SNAP25 homologous protein SNAP33. NCBI's taxonomy places the organism in Eukaryota, Viridiplantae, Streptophyta, Magnoliopsida, Fagales, Betulaceae. Gene Ontology annotation, cellular component: plasma membrane; SNARE complex. Gene Ontology annotation, molecular function: SNAP receptor activity. The transcript is spliced from 6 exons. The record is from RefSeq and is a predicted model, not a curated record. The coding region runs from base 280 to 1194 and encodes 304 amino acids.
UCCAACCUUCAGGACUUUUCGUGACGCGAUUUGUGUUUCGCUUGACCCACGCUUUUGCUAAAAGUCCUCCUUUGAAGCCGUCUCUCUCUCUCUCUCACACAUAUAUUGACUGUGGGCGGGUGCAAACUCUUCAUUCUUGCGAGGCUAUCUCCCUCAUUUGGUGGAACUUCUGAGGAUCAUUGUUGAUCUCUGUACAGUUCUAUAGUAUCGUUGUUUCAUCUGCAAGAUCUUGUACACCGUCAUAUUUCUGACUGGAUUCUGCAUAUUAUUCAUUGGAAAAUGUUUGGUUUAAAGAAAUCUCCUGUGAAGAUUGCUAAACAUAACUCAGUUGACCCUGGAUAUCCUGUUCACUCUGGCUCGAACCCUUUUGAUGAUGAUUUGGAUAUUAAGAAAAAGCAUAAUUCCUCUAGGAGGACUUCUUCUGAGCCUGACCUACUUGCACCAAAUUUUGGCACCAACCCUUUUGAUGAUGAUGAGGGGAAAACAACCUCUUCUUCUUCAUCUUCAUAUGUGCAUACCUCAGCAGCGAGAAACCGGUACAAGAAUGAUUUCCGUGACUCAGGUGGAUUAGAGAAUCAAUCAGUGCAAGAACUGGAGAACCUUGCUGUGUACAAGGCUGAGGAGACCACGAAGUCAGUCAACAGCUGCCUGAAGAUAGCAGAGGACAUAAGAGAGGAUGCGACCAAAACUUUGGUUGUCUUGCACCAGCAGGGUGAGCAAAUUACCAGGACCCACAUGGUUGCUGCCGAUAUUGAUCAUGAUCUUAGUCGGGGUGAGAAGCUUCUGGGUAGUCUUGGAGGCAUGUUCUCUAAGACUUGGAAGCCAAAGAAGACACGCCCAAUACAAGGCCCUGUUAUCACAGGAGAAAAUUCAGCCAGAAGAAAUGGUAGCCACUUGGAGCAGAGAGAGAAGUUAGGCAUAACUUCUGCACCCAGGGGACGGUCCAACACACUAAACCCACCUGCUGAACCAACAAAUGCACUUCAGAAAGUUGAGGUGGAAAAGGUGAAGCAGGAUGAUGGACUAAAUGAUCUAAGUAAUCUCUUGGUUGAGCUCAAGGGGAUGGCUGUGGACAUGGGGACAGAAAUUGGGAGCCAGAACAAGGCUCUGGAUCAUCUCCAGGAUGAUGUUGAUGUGCUGGGCUUCCGUGUAAAAGAGGGUAAUCGACGUGCUCGUCAUUUACUUCACAAGUAGAGCCCAAAUUCAUCAGAGCUCAAACUCUCUCUUUCUUUUUUUCUUUUUUGUUAUGCGAUUAUGGACAUGGAUUAGACAAUCUUUUGUCAUCUACAAACAACAUUGACACAAUAUUUGUAUACCAGGAUCUUACUUCCAGUCUUAUGCCAUUUUACGCCUUAAUACUUCUUUGAAUA